GGGGACCCUGUCGGAAACAACUGCCGCCGCCGCGUCUUUCAUCUCUUCUGGGGCAGGGGCCAGGGCCAGGUUUUACACAUCUGUAAGUAGACCUUUUUGGAGCUCUGCAAGCCAACUCAAUGGCGUCCUCUACUACUGUGCCUCUAGGAUUUCACUAUGAAACAAAGUAUGUUGUUCUCUGCUACUUGGGACUCCUCUCUCAGGACAAGCUGCAAGAGCAACAUCUUUCCUCAGCCCAAGGAGCCCAACAAGAUGUAGCUUCACAAUCUCUGGAUCAAGAAAUUUUAUUAAAAGUUAAAACUGAAAUUGAAGAAGAGCUAAAAUCCCUGGACAAAGAAAUUUCUGAAGCCUUUACCAGCACAGGCUUUGACCGUCAUACUUCUCCUGUAUUCAGCCCUGCUAACCCAGAAAGCUCAGUAGAAGACUGCUUGGCUCAGCUUGGAGAGAAAGUGUCACAGGACCUGAAAGAGCCUCUACAGAAGGCGUUGCAAAUGCUCCUCAGCCAGCCAGUGACAUAUCAGGCAUAUCGGGAAUGUACACUGGAGACCACAGUUCAUGCCAGCGGCUGGAAUAAGAUUUUGGUGCCUCUGAUUUUGCUACGACAAAUGCUUUUGGAGUUGACAAGACGUGGUCAAGAACCUUUGAGUACAUUGCUGCAGUUUGGCGUGACAUACCUGGAGGACUAUGCAGCAGAGUACAUCAUUCAGCAAGGUGGCUGGGGCACUGUCUUUAAUCUUGUGUCAGAGGAGGAGGAAUACCCUGGAAUUGUUGCAGAAGACAGCAAUGACAUUUAUAUCCUGCCCAGUGACAACUCUGGACAAGUCAGUCCUCCAGAGUCUCCAACUGUGACAACUUCUUGGCAGUCAGAGAGUUUACCUGUUUCACUGUCAGCCAGCCAGAGUUGGCACACAGAAAGCCUACCAGUGUCCCUAGGUCCUGAGUCCUGGCAGCAGAUCGCAGUGGAUCCUGAAGAAGUCAAAAGCUUAGAUAGCAAUGGAGCUGGAGAGAAGAGUGAGAACAACUCUUCUAAUUCUGACAUUGUGCAUGUGGAGAAAGAAGAAAUACCUGAGGGUAUGGAAGAGGCUGCUGUGGCAUCUGUGGUCUUGCCAACCAGGGAGCUGCAAGAGGCAUUCCAUGAAGCCCCAGCUCCCUUGCUUCCACAUAUCACUGCCACUUCCUUGCUGGAGAUGAGGGAGCCUGACACAGAGAUGACUGCGGUUGAGAAAGUCAGCCCUGCUACCUCUCUGUGCGUAGAACUUGAUGAAGAAGAGGGGAAGGCAGCGACAGUUGAACCUAGUGAACUGGAGGAGCAGGUGGUCCCUGCACUGGAACCCAUGAAAACACUGCUGAGUGAAGAGGAGAGAAAUGUCAGGAAGGAGAGUCUUACAGAAGUGCUCUCCCCUGCUGGAGAAGAGAAGGCCAUGCCAUUGUCUGAGAGCAAGUCUAUACUGCUGUUUGGAGGGGCUGCCGCUGUUGCCAUCCUGGCAGUGGCAGUUGGGAUAGCACUGGCUCUGAGAAAGAAAUAGCAGAUUUUUUAGAAGAGAACGAAGACAAAAAGGAUAUAAGGUUUUAGUUGUAUUGACUAAAUUUGAACCGCCAGCAGCUGACUAGACAUUUGUGGAACACUCUGGGAUAAUUUAGGACUUCUGCUCAACAAGGCAGUGGAUUGAUCCACAUAUUAGGGCUUAAGGUAGAGGGUGUUCACCUUUGUCUGAUUGUAAGUUCCAAGGGUCUUGGCUCAUGCUAGAUUCAGAAACUUAUGAGUAAAGUACUCCCUCCAGAACGGGGUUUCUCAACCUUGGCAUUAAUGACAUCUUGAUAAUUCUUUGUUGUAGGAGGCUGUCCUGUGCAUUGUAGAAUGUUUAGCAACAUCCCAGGCCUCUACCCACUAAAUACCAGUAGCACCCUUCCCCUAGUUGUGACAACCAAAAAUGUCUCCUGACAUUGCCAAAUAUCCCCAAUCGUUCCCCAUGAGAGAGCCACAGCUUUAGAGAGGGAGGGUUAAUUUAGGAGAAUCUGGGAUAGAAAUCACCAAGCAAGAGAGCUUAGCUGUGUGCUCCUCAGCUAGGGACUUGUUCCUGCCCUUGGAAUUUCAUCUUUCCUGAUGAACAUGCUGUGUUUUGCAGCCAUUCCUUUUUGGCUCUUCUUUUCUUCCCCACUUCUUAGUCCUGUAGCGUGAGAGUGCUCUCCCCUUAUGUCUCGGCUGUGUCUCAGGUACUGCGGCUCCUCCUCACCCCCAGGUUCCUUCUCAGAUCCCUUGGGUGAGUCCUUGCUCUGUACUCGUCAAGUCCGUGAUGCUUCCUACAGCUACACCUUGUGAAGAUGUUGCCUUUAGUAGUCUUAAAAAAAAUAAAUAUAAAAUAAAAGAGAUCUAAGGUUCCCUGCCUAUGAGUGCGAGGGCAAGUAAUUCUGGCUAGAGAGAGAUUUGUCUUAUUCAGAAGCAGGAGAAUGGCUUAGAUGACUGUUGAGGUCUCUUCUGGCCCUUUAGUGUAUGGCCAUCCUACUGAGCUUAUGCUUACUUCCCAGCAGCAUCUUUGUUGCUGGAUGGUCACUGUCUAUAACUUGGGCUAGUGUGUUUUCCCAGUAUCUGGCCUCAGUCUUCUUAUUGGUCAGCCCCCUCCUCUGUAGUCUCUUGCCACGUGGUAAGGAUUUUCACACUCUGGCUUACAGACCAACUGAAUCUUAAUUCAUAUUAAAUACAGAAAGUAUCCUAAAUAUCAUUGAAAUGAAAAGUAGGAAAAGAGAAACUUGAAUUUCUCGAGGCUACCCUAGAGAUCCUAGUUUGGCUUUCAGAGUUCGAGAAUGGAGGCUUCUUUGCUGAACUCUUCAGUCCAAGUACCAGAGUGAUAAACCAAAAUGAUCCUAAUCAAUAUGUGUUAGUUGAGACUCAGCAUAAUUUUCUUUCAUCUGGCCGAUCCCUUCCCUAAAGGAGGGGGGGGGGGGCGGGUGGGACUGUGUCCUUGCAUGCCUGAUGAUCAGUGUUACUGUGCAGGACACACAUGCUUGAUACAAGUCAUCUCAGAUUUAUCUUAGUAAAUGUAACAAAUUACUUUUUAGAUCCUGAAAUUUGUAAUAAAAUUACUUUACCUACCCUGAUCACCCAAA
Messenger RNA from Diceros bicornis minor, 3105 nucleotides. RefSeq names its product BCL2 like 13 (gene BCL2L13). The transcript has 7 exons. Gene Ontology annotation, cellular component: mitochondrion. Lineage: Eukaryota; Metazoa; Chordata; Mammalia; Perissodactyla; Rhinocerotidae. Bases 120 to 1526 code for a protein of 468 amino acids. The record is from RefSeq and is a predicted model, not a curated record. Gene Ontology annotation, biological process: regulation of apoptotic process; apoptotic process.